AUGCUACCUCACUACUUAACGAGUAGCUAUUUGCAAUACAAACAAGAUACCAAUGCCGUGGCGUCAUGGCUUGCCAAAACCGCCCGAGCCUGUGGAUACGAAAUUGACCAGCAGAGUGACCAGCCCAAAAAAGGAGGCAGGGCUAAAGGGAAAGCAAGAAAAGCAGCCCGAGCCGCUAAGGCUUCCACUAAUUCCUCCAGCAAAAAUUCCGCGUCCGUCAAACCACAGACAUAUGUCAUUGCCAUUCGCGACUUUAUCCCCCUUGCCGAGACUAUUGUAAAAUGCGAAGCACCUAGAGUCAGAGUCCCGUCCACAUUUGUCACCACCAUCGAACGAGCUAUAUCUGCAAGACGCUCUCACCAUAACAUUCUUGGAGAAAAGAGGAGGACGAAUGAAGAUGGGCACGGUUAUUUCAUCAGCGUUCUUGAACGCGUUCAUAACAUUCUACGGCCUUUGUUCGUGGAGGAGAAUAAAGAGGGCUUGGCUAACAAAUUUGAGAAGCUUGGUGUCGAGGAGCCUUCGGAUGAGCGUGCUCCUACCCCAGAUACCACAAAAUCAGAGUUUCCAGAAUCCGGUUCAGACGCAACCUAUGAAGCAGAACGGGUACAAGACAUCAACGAGAUGUACAGCGCUUUCUGUCUUAUCAUACAAGAUUACCGUGCUUUCCGUAUUGCAAUACAGGAGACCUGGUUAGGCUACCGGCACGGUGUCUUUGAUCUCGUUUCUGCGUCGAUAAUGACCAACACAGCUCUUGAAUUUGCCCGCCAAUUAGAGAAGGAUGCAGCACCGUUAUUUGACAAAUUUGGGGGUUCGGCCAUGGUCAUGGAAGCAGUUUUUCUGGCUCAAUGCCAUAAUAUGGGAGAGGAUAAAGAUUUCCGAGAACUACCUGGUGACGAUCUUAAUUUUCGUGUUUGGGAAGCAGCGACAGAAAUAUUCUUUCCAACUUACAUGUUCCUUCAAGGAUUUGUUCCUAUGGUAAGCAAGGACAAUAUGCCCGUUAUAAAACCCGGCUAUUAUGGCGUUUAUGACCCUACUAGUGACCGAACAAACAAAACGCCAAGGGAAAAGUUUCAAGAGGAUAAGGUGAUCCUUACGGAGCACUCCACUGAGUUUGCCUUACUCUGUAUUUGUGCUCCUGAUCUUUUAGCUGAAGAUGAGCUCACACGCGGCCUUAUGGAGGCGUUCCAAACCCAUACAGUUACCCUUUCUCUCUCAUUUGCUACGCAAGUGUACCUUGAUAUUCACCAUGCGUUGCGUGGGGACGUGCGACGUGGUCUUCCUGAUUUGAUGGCUACGGCCAACAUGAUUGAUGAGUCAAUUAGUGAUAACUUUCAGUAUCGUAAAUCCCUUCGUGUAACAGGGUGGCCUCGAUCAAAUGAUACUGUCCUAGAGAAGAUCCAGCAAUUUAUUGGUUUGUAG
Messenger RNA from Trichophyton rubrum CBS 118892, 1419 nucleotides. RefSeq lists its product as uncharacterized. The coding region runs from base 1 to 1419 and encodes 472 amino acids. The record is from RefSeq and is a predicted model, not a curated record. The transcript has a single exon. NCBI's taxonomy places the organism in Eukaryota, Fungi, Ascomycota, Eurotiomycetes, Onygenales, Arthrodermataceae.